GCGCAGGUCUGCGCAGGCGCAGAUGGUCGCGCGGGGGUGGCAUGGCUGUGAGCUGAGGUCGCUGGGUGCCGCGGCGGCCCUGAUGGGUUGCGGAGGCUUCUUUUCAUUUCCCUUCCUUUCCCCCGGCUUCUCAGUGUGAUUUUCUUGGCCAUUGAACAGAUACUUCUCAAAAAUGACCUUGGAAGGAUUCUCCUGAUUUCUUCACAUCAGAUUGGGUUUCUGUUUUCCAAAACGUUUUAAACCCAUAGAUUUAGAUGUGGGUUUCCGUCUAGAUCUGUUUAUACCACUGUGGCCCUUUGUUUCUCCUUUCAGUAUGUUGCUUUUCUACCCCCUUGGUUAGCAUAUGUAGAGAAAACAUUUGGGGGUCACUGUGAAUAUACCUGCUAAAAUUUUAACUGAGGGAUUGUGGAAUAAUGCCGCUAUCCAAGUGGAUGGUUACUGGCCAAGGUUUCAAAAAAAUUUUUCAUUUUGUUCUUGCUGAAUUUUGGAUGUAGGGCCUCAGGCUGGUAGCCUAGCGCUCUACCCAGCAGCAAGUGUCCUAAUUUAAAGGAACUCUUGUGAACUAUUUAUGUCAAUCUAGUGUCUACUAGAGCCAUGCUUAAUACUUUCUUAUUGUAUAUUGAGUUUAUGUCACAGUGGAGCUGUUACAUCGUUUGGAAAAGGAACUUUCUUGGUUUAAAUGUUUGGUCUGUAAUUCUGCUUGCCCUUUGAAACUAUGUUUGGAUCAAAUACAUUCCUAAUUUUUUAAUAAUUUCCUCAAAAUGACAGUAUUACUCCAGAAAAUGCGAAUGACUAACCUUAUGACCGCAGGGAAUUAGUAAUAAUAUAUCUCUUUGGAGAUCAGCAUGAAUGGCUUUUAUGCUUUGCAUAAAUGGCUCAGUAAGUAUUUUAGGACCUCGCAGACUAGGUGAUUUCACGUCACAGCUACUCAGCUCUCCUGUUCUCUCCCAAAAGGGGCCACAGACAGUGGACAAAUGAACAUAUGAAUCCACAAAUGACCAAAUUUUGUUUCUGUGAAAUUUAAUUUAUAAGAACAUGAUUGCCAGAAUUUGGCCUGUGAAAUGUAGUUUGCACAGACCUUCAGUGUAAAUGGUAUACACUGUUGCACCUGAGCAAAUUAACAUUUUAUUUUGCUAAGGAUUAUUUUAAUCUAUUUAAACAAGUGUAGACUGGGAAAUAAAUAAGACAAGUAGAAGGAAAGUAAACCACUUGUAAAGAUAGGUGCUUUGAAAUAUUUUUUAAUGUUGCAGAAUUGAGAUGAGUACUUUAAAAGUUUUUCAGUUAAGUACUUAGACCAUUAGGAUAUCAAAGGUGGACAACUACAAAAGCUUGGUUGUUUCUGAAAGUAAUAGAAAGACAAAGAUUUCCAGGUCUUGCAAACAUUAGGUUUGCUUCAGCAUCAACAAACUGUUCAUGGAAAUUGGUUGCUAUAUGUCUUGUUUACAAGUCAUUGGAGUUAAGCACAGCAUAUACGAGCUGAAAAAUCAAAUAAGGAAAUGAAUGACAUCUUUUGACAGUUCUAAGUUUGCUUGGCUCAAGCCAGUUUUUAAGUUGGCUUGGCAGAAAAGUGAAAAGAGGAUGCUCCACUUUAACCGAUGUCGGCAUCUGAAACAGAUAACACAGAAAUGUUUCUCUGGUCCACAUGCUCAAACGGAGAAGCAUGCACAAUUAUUUCUUUCAAGAAGCUUUGUAGUCACAGAAUUGAGGAAUUCAUGGCAUUCAACCCACUCUCUUAUUGGAGACAAAAAUAUUAUCCUGAUGGGAGCUCCUGGUGCUGGGAAAACAACAGUGGGCAGAAUCCUAGGUCAGAAACUAGGCUGUUGUGUCAUAAAUGUGGAUGAUGAUAUCCUUGAAAAAGCCUGGAAUAUGAGUGUGUCUGAAAAAUUACAGGAUGUUGGUGAUGAGCAAUUUUUAGAAGAGGAAGGAAAAGCUGUGCUAAAUGUCUCUGCCUCUGGAAGCGUAAUUUCCCUUACCGGUUCUAAUCCCAUGCAUGAGGCUAGCAUGUGGCAUCUGAAGAAAAAUGGAAUAAUUGUAUACCUGGAUGUACCUGUAGUAGAUAUAAUUAAUCGCCUAAAAUUAAUGAAGAUAAAUAGGAUUGUAGGUUACAAUUAUGAAACACCUAUUGCAGACUUACUUAAAUUGAGAAGGCAGUAUUACAAAAAAUGGUAUGAUACUCGAGUUUUAUGUGAAAGUGGGGCUUCCCCAGAGGAAGUAGCUGACAAAGUGUUGAGUGCAGUUAAAAGAUACCAAGAUGUUGACUCGGAAACAUUCAUUUCCACAAGGCACUUUUGUUCUAAAGACCAUGCACAGAAAGUUUCAACAAAAUUCUUUAGUGAAGCUGUGAUUGAGGGCUUAGCUUCUGAUGGUGGACUCUUUGUUCCUGAGAAGGAGUUCCCAAAAUUAACUUCUAGGGAAUGGAAAAGCCUUGUAGGAGUGACCUACGCAGAAAGGGCACAAAUACUGUUGGAAAGGUGUAUACAUCCUGCGGACAUACCUGCUGCCAAAUUGGGAGAAAUGAUUGAAACUGCUUAUGGGGAAAACUUUGCCUGUUCAAAAAUUGCCCCUGUUAGACAUCUUUCGGGCAACCAGUUCAUCCUGGAGUUGUUUCAUGGGCCAACAGGAUCAUUUAAAGAUUUGUCUUUACAGCUUAUGCCUCAUAUUUUCGCACACUGUAUUCCACCGAGUUGCAAUUAUAUGAUACUUGCAGCUACUUCAGGAGACACAGGGAGUGCAGUCUUAAAUGGUUUUAGUCGCCUUAAUAAGAGUGAGAAGCACAGAAUAGCUGUCGUCACAUUUUUUCCUGAGAGUGGAGUAAGUGAUUUUCAGAAAGCACAAAUCGUUGGUAGUCAGAAAGAAAAUGGAUGGGCAGUGGGUGUCUCAUCAGAUUUUGAUUUUUGCCAGACAGCUAUAAAAAGAAUUUUUAAUGAUUCUGAUUUUACUGGCUUUCUUACUGUGGAGUAUGGAACAGUCUUAAGUUCAGCUAAUUCCAUAAACUGGGGCCGACUGCUUCCCCAGGUAGUAUAUCAUGCUUCUGCAUAUCUUGAUCUUGUAGGCCAAGGAUUUAUUUCUUUUGGAAGCCCAGUAGAUGUCUGUAUUCCCACAGGAAACUUUGGUAACAUAUUAGCAGCAGUAUAUGCCAAAAUGAUGGGGAUCCCUAUUCGAAAAUUUAUUUGUGCUUCUAAUCAGAACCAUGUUUUGACUGAUUUUAUAAAAACGGGGCAUUAUGACCUACGGCAAAGGAAGUUAAUACAGACCUUUUCUCCAUCAAUAGAUAUUCUCAAGUCUUCCAACUUGGAGCGACAUUUACAUUUGGUGGCCAAUAAAGAUGGGCAGUUAAUGACAAAACUAUUUAAUCAGUUAGAAAAUCAACAUCAUUUUCAAAUAGAAAAGAUUCUGGUUGAGAAACUUCAGCAGGAUUUUGUAGCUGACUGGUGCUCUGAGGGAGAGUGCCUGGCAGCUAUUAACUCCACCUACAAUACUUCAGGGUAUAUUUUGGAUCCACAUACUGCUGUUGCAAAAGUGGUUGCAGACAGAAUGCAAGAUAAAACUUGCCCAGUGAUUGUCUCAUCGACGGCUCAUUACUCAAAGUUUGCACCUGCUGUCAUGCAGGCUUUAAAGAUUAAAAAAAUCAACCAAACUUCAUCAAGUCAGCUUUACUUACUGGGAUCAUAUAACGCAUUACCUCCGCCACACGAGGCUUUACUGGAGAGAACAAAACAGCAAGAGAACAUGGAAUAUCAGGUUUGUGUAGCUGAUACGAAUGUCCUCAAGAGACAUGUGGAAAAAAUAAUCCAAAAUCAAUUCAUAGGAAAGGUUCCUGAGUAAAAUAUUUUUCUCCUGAUACUACGCAUGCAAUAAUAAAUCUCAGAAGUUGAUUUGGAGUACAAAAGCAUUUUUGUUUAUUUUUACAUAAAUGUGUAUAUGUAUGCCUGUUAACUUUUGAAAAUUCAGUGGCCUAAUCUCUGAGGCUGAUCAUUAUAUCUGCACUGUACCUUUCUAGGUCCUUAAUCUAUAAGUGACAAACACUAGCAUAAUGGAUGAGACCUUUGCUGUCGUGCUUUGUGCUUAGAAGAAUUUCAUCAGUUUUUACUGCCUCAGUUUUUACUCCCACUUAUAAGAGCACCAAAAUGGUAUUCAAUUUGGUAAUUAAAAAUAUUUAUAAUUAUUAAAUUCAAUUUUAAAUAAUUACAUUCAAUUUGGUAAUUAAAAAUAUUUAAGCACAGUUGUUAAGUACUACAGCAGGAACCAUUUACUAUUUUCCUAUUGACUAGAAAAUGAAUUUACUGCUCAAAACAACUAAUUUGUAAGGAGGAAGUGGUAAACUAAUCUGUUAAGAUUAGAGUCAAUGUUUUUAACUCUUCAAACUCCAUUUUGAACUACAAUUAAUUAUGUGUUUCCCACAUUGUCCAAAUUAGGUAAGUGUCCUGUCUUUCUCUUGCCUUUGGAUGUGUAUAGUUAGGGUGACAAAGUUUAAAAAUCAAGACAAUAUUUAGGGUUUUUUUUGUACUGGGAAUCAAACUUAAGACCUCAUGCUUGCCAGGCAGGCACUGUGCUGUUGAGCUAUAUCCUUGGCUAAGACAAUAUGUAAAUAUAGGAUAUAACAGUCAGUAGAAGUGCUUAGUGGUGGGUUCAGAAAUAAAACAACCUAUUUCAAGGUGAAAACUUUCCAAAAUAAGAGUAUCUAAAUAAACAUAUAUGUGCAGAAGUUGUAGACAGCACCUCUUGUAUUUGAGGUGCAUUCCUACGUAACUUGUGUAUUAUGAGUCUAUUCAAUGGACAUUUGGUAGUUAAGCUCACACAAACCAAUGUACAUAAUUAAUGUUUCUGUAUAAUAACAAUAGAUUUAAAUGUCAUUUAAUUUGUGAAUUUAGUGGGUGUUUUAUUUCUGAAUUAAAGAUUGUCACUGGCAGGACCCAUUAGUGUAAUAGGCUACUCUCAACCACAAGAUGGCAUUCCUAACAUUAUUUGUCUUUGCUGAUAACAGUCUUGCUUCAUUUCAUGGGAGAGCUACUUCCAUGAAGAAAUAAUUUAAUCAUGAAAAUAAUUUAACCUUAAUGAGCAGGAACAAUUUUUAAAAAAUUUUAAACCAGUCAUGUUAAUGUUAAAUUUCCACCUCAGCUUUUAAUGUUAGUUUGAAAGAAAUGAAAUGGAAAAACAGAAGCAGUUACAAGAAAAUACUGGAAGAUUAAAAGUUGUGAAAAUAUUUAUGUAUUAUUUUAUCAUUUACUUUUAAGGCUAUUUCAGUGGAUGAUACAUCUAGAAAAUGGAUCUAAAUGGGUGGGACUGUGUUUUUUUAAAAAAGGAUUAUUUUUGCUCAGGAAUUACAUUUGAUGAGAGAACACAAAAGUUCAAUCAUGUACAACACAAGAGUUAUUGCAAGAUAGAGUGUAAGUGAAAAGUAAUAAAGCUAAGUGCUGUGAAACUUAAAGGAUUACUAUGGAAUAACCAGAAAAUAUUCCAAAAAGGACAUUGAUCUUUAGGUGAGGCUUGAAAAAUGGAGAGAUUUUCUAGGGUGAAGGAAAGAGGAAAAUGUUUUAUGGAGAUGCCAGAGUAGUAGAGGUGAAAUUCUUGAGUCUGCCUGCAUUUAUUUGUGAUCAGUUCAUUGUCUUCAUUGUCCAAAUGGUCAUUUUAUGUCUUCAUGUUUUCUCAAAGCCAACUCUGGUUUUUCCCUCUCAGCAAAUAACCUUGCUCCAUUGGAGAGGAAUGAGUUACCAUAUCAUCCCUCACUUCCCCUCAUCAAGUGUUUAAAUCUGCACUGUAAGCAUCCUUUCCUCUUUGAUUGGAUUAGGCAGUAGGUCUUUCAAAAGCCUUGCAUCCUGUUCCCUUUAACCAACUCAACUGCAUUAUCUACCUUCUCUCCAGUGUAGCUUUUCCUCUCCAAUGGGUCUUUCCUUUUUGUGACAUUUGGAUACUCUCUUUUCAUAGUUUAGAAAGCAUAAAGAGCCAAAACCUCUCUGAACACCCACAUCUUUCCAUGUCUACUUUUCUUUAUGCUCCAAUCAAGGUUAAACACUAUGAAGACUUGUUCACCUGUAUGUUUUCCUCUUUCUUACUCCAUGUACAACUUAAGGAUGAAUAAUAAAUACCUAAGUGCUCACAACCUUCCGAGUGGUGAAGAAUAGACUCAUUCAGACAGUUGGUUCCUGCUGUGGUUCUUUGACUGCAUUUACUUCUCUCUGCUAGAGAUACCCAUUACUGUAAAUUUUCUACUAAUCAUUUAGUUUUUAGACUCUUAAUUUUAUAUAAAUGGAAUCAUAUUUUAUGUUUCCAUGACCUAUAUCUUUUGCUUAGAAAUUUUAAAAUGAAGUCAGCCAGAUGAGUUAAGCCAUGUUUCAUUGAUUUUAUUAAUGAUAUUUUGUAAGUACCUCAGUGUAUCCAUUUACCAAUUAGUGGGUAUUUAUCUAAUUUUUGUCUGUACUGGUGUCUAAUAGAUAGACUGUUUUGUAAAAUAUGUGUGGCAAGUCAGUGAAUAUGGACUUUCAUUUGUGAUUCUAACAACAUAAGGUUUUCAUAUCUUGACAUUCAAAAUUGUGGAUUUGUGAAUGAACAAACAUCAAUUUUUUAUAAUUUAGCUUUUUGUCUUUGAAAUUAUUUUAUAAUAUUAUAUGUAUUGUAAAUUUUAAGAUUUUUUUAGUAGCAAAUAAGGUUUUAAAGUUAUAUAUUUUGGAAAUCGGAAUGUUCAGAGUAGAAGAGACAGAUUGCUUUGUGUGACACUUUAGAAUUUAAUAGCAGUUCACUUUGAAACAAUUGUGGAUGACAUACACUGUAUCUCCCAAUCCAGUAAAUGACUUACAAAUACUUUGUAAUUUGUACUACUUAAUUAAAAAAGAAAAGAGAAAAAUAAACAGCCAGAGUACACACACAGACUCAAAGUGGCUGUUUUUCAUGUGAGCAUCAAACCCUUGGAAAUAUCAUGCUGCACUGUUUUUGUCCUCAGCCAGGAAUAUAAGUAAAAUGUACAAGGAAAUACUUAUUUGUACGGGUCCUACCUGCGCAUUCCAGCCACUAAAAUCAGUUUUAUCUCUUUGAAACUUUGACUUUAUAAACAAGUAGUCUUCUUAAAAAACAAGGUCUUCUGACUCAAAAAGCAAAGCCAAGAAAGUUGCCAGUGUCAUGGAAAAGGAGCAUCCCAAAGAUAAAAGAACUAUUUUGAUGAGAGCCCAACAAGAAAAAGUUGGGAUUGCUCCCCAUAGAGAGAUGCUUUAGUCAAAUUAGCUGUCUUUGUUUUGUAAAUUGAGAUAUUUUAUCUGUUUCUGAAUUAAGAUUUUUGUCAUCUAAUUGGUACUAAAAAUUGUUUUGAGAAGCCACUCCACUAGAGUCUUACACAGUGGUGGUACAUAAGUCAUCAUUGUAGUCUCUUGAGACUUUCAUGUCCUAUAAAAUGCAGAGUUGUAAAUGACAAACAAUUUACAAACAUUAGGAGAUUUUAUACUUUUAACUUGAUUCAUAGUGGUUUUUUUAGUGAAUGAAUGUAUUUGGUGAAAAUUUCUAGAAUAAAUCAGUUUUAUACCUUGCGAGAAUAAACACUGCUACCUCGUGAGGAUUUUUUGUUUGUUUUAUAAGCAUAUGCUUUAUUACUAUUUUUCAAAAUGGGAACUGUGAGGUGGGUAUUCUGGAGCUCAAGAGAAAUGUCUCUAGGAACCUUUUUGAACAAUUAGAAGAAGUAAAAAAAAAAAAAGAGAAGGAAAGCAAGAAAAGAAACCAAGCUAUUCUUUCUGUUCUUCAGUUAAGGCUCAAAUAUCAAGGUGGGUGUUUAUUUAUUUAUUUAUUUAUUUAUUUAUUUAUUUAUUUAUUUGAGACAGGACCUUGCUGUAUACUGGCUUGAGCUUACUCUGUCCUGUCCUGUCCUGAUGGCAGUCCUGCCUCAGCUUCUUGAGUGCUGGCAUUACAGAUGUGUGCUCUUAUGCCCCUGCUCAGUGCGUUAAUUUUUAAUUGGCUAAUUUUCUUUCAGCUUAAAUUAGGCUUACUUAUAUUCAUGAUGACGUUAAAAUUUAAUUUGUAACUAUCUGUCCACCAAUAUAUGUGUUUUUUUUCCUGAAACUUUGGAAAAACCAAUUACUUGAUGCAUCCUUGGUAGCACAUGCCCCACGUUUGCAAUUCAUGCACACUAUAUCAUUUUUUCCUUCAUUAGUCUCAAAAUUGAAUUGGCUUUUAUUUGUCUUAUCUAAUUUUAGUCCCAGUGUCUGUUAAGAUGCUGUUGAUUGUAAUUGUAGAAAAAUGGGUAAACAAGCUGGUCUUGGGCUCAGAAGUGGAGUUGGGUAGUGGUGGAGUGGGAUUAGCUGCUACUAAAAGAAAGUCUUUGAUCUUCAUAGGCUCAGUGGAUAUAAAAACUGAUAGAUGACCUCUUUUGAGACAGGAAAAUCCAUUUUAAAUUUCUACUAUAGGAAACACAAUAUAGUGUUAAGUGUUUACUGGAAGAUUUUAAUUCUUACACAAAUUGGGUCUUUUCUGGAUAAUUAAUCUGUAUCCUAAUUUUUUUAUAUGCAAUAGAUGAGCAGGACUGACAGUUUGCCCCAUUCUUUGUACAGUGUACAGUUAAGUACUGCUGAUUUUGUUCAUGGUGCUGAGUAGUCAAUCUCCAGAUCUCAUUUGUGAGACUGGAACUAUACCCAUUAAAAAGCUUCCCAUUCCUUGUUGCUCCCAGCUCGACAACCACCAUUGUACUUUCUGUUUCUGUGGGUUUGACAGUUCUAGAUACUUCAUACAAGUAGAAUCUUGGUGUUUACCUUUCUGUGACUGAUUUAAAACCAUAGUGUCUUCUAGGUUCGUACAUGUUAUACCACAUUUGUUUAUCCAUUUAUGGAACUUGGGUUGCUUCCACAUUUUGGUUACAGUGGAUUACACUGCCAUGUACAUAGUUAUGCAAAUACACCCAUACUCUCAAGACCCUGCUUUCAAUUUUCUUGGUUAUAUACCUUAAAUGGAGUUGCUGAGUCAUACUAUAAUUCUAUUAACUUUGAUGAAUUCUUCACAAACUUUCUGCUGAUGAACCAGUGUUAAUUCUACAUUCAUAAGUAAUCUAACAGUUUUAUCUUUCUUUGAAGAUUUUCCUCUUGGAGUCCUCUAUCCUGUUCUAAGGCAUAUUAUAGUAUAAAGUUUCCGACUAUAGUAGGUUUUAGAAGUGCAUGGCCUGAAUUGCAUUUAUUUAAUAUGUAUACAUGUGUAUCUACCUAAUUACAUACAUAUCUAGAGAUAAAUAUAUAACUAGCUCUCUAGAUAUGUAUGCAUACAUACACAAAAUAAAUGAGCAGAUAGUCACAUGUUAGGAAAAGUAUUAGUAAAUCUAAAUAAAAAUUUAAAAAUAAAGGAAAAAUACCAACUAAUAUUUAUCACUGAAGUACAUCAUCAGUUACAACUCUAGGUUGUCUAUGGAUAUAAGAGGCAAAAACUGAUGGAAGCAUUCUCUGAAUAUCAAUUGAUUAUAUAGAAUUUAUAGAAAAAUAUAAUUUAAUAAUGUGUUACACAUUGAUAUCAAUAAAAUUUAUAAUAAA
This is a messenger RNA of Chinchilla lanigera (long-tailed chinchilla), 9491 nucleotides long. It is a transcript of the gene Thnsl1, whose product is annotated as threonine synthase-like 1 (S. cerevisiae). NCBI's taxonomy places the organism in Eukaryota, Metazoa, Chordata, Mammalia, Rodentia, Chinchillidae. The record is from RefSeq and is a predicted model, not a curated record. The transcript is spliced from 4 exons. Gene Ontology annotation, cellular component: cytoplasm. Bases 1501 to 3825 code for a protein of 774 amino acids.